GCUCAUUCUCAUCUCGUCUCCGCGACCUACACAGUGUCGCUCCUCACAAGUCUGCGUGUUCCUAUAUCACUACCACCAGAGCUACUCUUCUCCGGACAAAAGUUUACACUCAGCCCAGCGAGUCUGUAUGUGCGUGAAACCCUCGCCGGGGGUAAAGUCCCUGUUAUACUCGUGCUCCUUCCUCGAGUCACCCCCGUCGGUUCAGUUGCCGAUCGCCGCGACGACGAAACGGAACCCGACCACCCGCUCUCGCUUUCCCAGACAACAUUAUCAUUUUGUUAACAAAUUACUAUCAUCACAGUCAUCACAAUCAUCACUCACGGAUAUCUUCUACCUCUUAAACUCCGACUCUAAUUUCUGUGCUCCAAAAUAUUUUCUGUUUUUUUUUUUUUAUUUUCUCGCACUGAUUAUUUUGUGAAGUGAAAAAUAAUCAAUCUAAUUGUGACGUGAAUGUUAUUUUUUUGCCAUGUGAUAGCUGGACAUGUGGAGUAAAUAAUUCAUUUAAAAGGACAAUAAAGUGACUGAUGUUAACUGAUGGCUUGUAGUCAUAUUUAUCAAAUGAAGAUAAUUAUUUUGUUAAAUAAUAACUGGAUUUGUGUGUUAAUGUCUUGAGUGUUUCCGUCGUCUUAUACAAGAGAGUAAGAGAGUGAAUAAGGAACGUGGGUGAGGAAUGAAUGGACCAAGACACUGGAGAGACUCCGUCCCUGUAAUUCAAUCCGACGAUCUUUCUCAGUGAGUAAAAAAUAUAAAAAAUAAUACCUGUGGGCUAUAGCAGGCCUAAAUUAUGCCCACAUUAUUCCUCGUUAGUUUUGAUAAAGAUGCAACUCCAAUAACUCUCACUCAACAAUUUAUAUAACUCUAAUAUUAUUUUCUAGUCAAUUUACAAUAGAAUUUCUCAUCAUAAUCAUCAAUCAGGUUAAUUUUUUUAACAAAUUUAUAUGCUGACUGAGGGCUAAAAUUGGAAUGAUUUGCAUCCGUCGAUCGGCAAACUUUAAAAACGAGUGCGGAGUCGCGCAUUCUCAGAUUAUUAUUUUUAAAAUUAAUUUUAUUUGUAAACUUGUUGGAAUUGAGACAGUGGAAUUUAACUAUGAGACUAUUUGGAGAAAGAUAAAUAAUAUUUGGUGAUAAAAAUAACACACAAAGAAGGAGUAAAAGUCGAGCGCCACAAUUCGCAAACCGUCGGAUGAAGAAUGUAAGCGUCCGUCGCUUGCUGAAUUUUUACUGCGGCUUAAAAGCUUCAUUACUUAAAAUAAAUAAAUAAAUUAUUUAUACAUAUUUAAAAUAAUUUAACUGAUUGAUUAAAUAAAUAAUAAAUAAAGAUGAUAAAUACCUCGUAAUAAGAUUUGAGUAACAAAGAGUCGGGUCUAAUUUUGUUAUUGAGAAGCGAUGCAAAUUUAAAGUCAUCACGAUUCAGCCGAAGGACCUGAAAAUGCCGCAGCGGUCGCCGUUUGCGAUCCAGGAGCUGCUGGGCCUGAAUGGAACAGGAAGUGGAAGUGGACAAGAGCGAGGCUCGCCACAUCAACAGGGCUCACCACCCGCAGGAGUAUCCGCAGUCUCCUACGCACCGUCAGCGCCACACCACAAAAUAUGGGACUACAUGCCCAGCCUGACCAAUCACCUGGGCAACCUGGGAAACCUGGGGAAUCUCGGCAACCUGACCGCCUCGAGGAUGGCCUACCUGAAUGCUCAAGCGGCAGUCGCGGCAGCUUUCCUGCCACCUCCACACCCCCACCCGGCCCAUCACGUCGCCCAUCACCAGGUACACCAACCAGGACAACUUCCAGGAUCACCGGGUAUGAACGUGCACCCCGCAGCUGCGCAUGCCCAGCACGUUCUUCCAGGCACUGGUGUCUCUGGUAAUCACCAGCACAGUCCCAAUCAUCAGCAAACGCCACCACACGAUUUCUCACAGUCCAAGAGUAAUUUUUCAAAUACAAACUUUGGCGUCGGCCAUCACGUUGAGUCUGGUAAAGACUUUACUGUUGACGGGUUAUCAGGAUUCAGUAAAAAAAAGAAGAAAAAACGUCGCCAUAGCUCCAGGACGAUCUUCACGUCCCAGCAGCUGGAGGAGCUGGAGGCGGCAUUCAAGGAGGCUCAUUACCCAGACGUUUAUGCCCGCGAGAUGCUCAGCCUCCGGACAGAUCUUCCAGAGGACAGAAUACAAGUAUGGUUUCAAAAUCGACGAGCAAAAUGGCGCAAGACAGAAAAAUGUUGGGGUAGAAGUACCAUAAUGGCGGAGUAUGGACUCUACGGAGCAAUGGUGCGGCACUCAUUACCUUUACCGGAGACUAUAUUGAAGAGCGCGAAAGAAAAUGAGUCUGUGGCGCCUUGGCUACUGGCACAAUCGUCUAAGACAAGCGGCUUUAGUCAAGAUUUCGAAACUAAUCAAGAACUGAUUGACUGUGGCCCCGUAGGGAUGCACCGGAAGUCGAUUGAGGCUGCGGAGCACCUCAAGUCCGGAGGCGAGGACAGCGGAAACGAUCACGCUGGCAGUAGCAGCAGUCCAAGUCACAACCACCACCAGGGCGGACCAACCAGUUCCGAAAGUGGUCAGGAGAGUCAGGACGGUAUGGGAGGACCAUCAACCGGUGCCGUUCAGGAUACUGAGCAAUUGAGGAAUGAAAGUAUCGCAUGUUUACGAGCGAAAGCACAGCAGCACCAGCUACAACUGAGUCUACAACCUGCCGCGGGAAGCAGCGGUGGGUCUACAACACCCGGAAGUACGUCAUAUCCGACAGGACCACCGCCGACCAACACACUCCACGCCUCUGUUUAAUUUGUGAAUAAUCUCAAUUAAUCAAUUUCCACGAUCCCAAUCACUCGUCAUCCCCUUUCCCAAUCCCUUCCCAAUCCCUUCCCAAUCGAAUCCAACUCAACUCUCGGCUCUCGACUCUCUCAGUGUAAUCCCAUUCCGAGCGGUUAUUUGGAUUACCUGAACUCUGCGUCAACCUUGUUCGCUCCAUUUCCGUUAAUAAUAUCAGCAGCGACUACUCAACUGAUCGAGGCCGCUUAUCCAGCUCUCAACCCACCUUAAAAUUUACACCAGAAUGUAAGAGCAUCUGGCCAUCACAGCAACAUCAACCUAUCAGUAGAACGGAAUAUCCAGCAAACUAAUUUCCUUGAGCUACUUACUUAUCAUCCGCAAGUUACCUCAAUUUAUGAUACACGUAUUUAAAGUCAGGAUUAUUAUUAUUAUAUCUGCUAAUUUAUUACAAACUUCAUUACUCAAUUAAAAUCAUUAUAAUUAUCAUUAUAAAUACUUACAUACAUACAUACAGACCUACUUAAAUUUAUAAAAAUAAUAAUAUUUUUUGUUGUACAAUAUCUAUCUCGUCUAAUCAACGAUUAAUCUAAGUUACAUUAUUACGAUACGUUUACUGUCGGCAACGAAAAUAUAAAUCCAGGGCCUAAUUAUCCGGGCUACGGUUCGUUAAUUUUAAAAUUGUAAAGAAAAGUCAACGAAAUCAUGUUUUUAAACUCAGCAUCAGAAUCAGCGUAAACAUAAAAAAUCAGUACCUAUUAAAACAUCGAACUUUAUCGCUACUGAUUAAAUUGAAACCAAUAAAAUUAUAUUAAAGUUACAUUUAAAUUAAAU
Microplitis mediator is the source of this 3595-nucleotide messenger RNA. Its product is annotated as visual system homeobox 2-like. The coding region runs from base 1430 to 2776 and encodes 448 amino acids. Gene Ontology annotation, molecular function: sequence-specific double-stranded DNA binding; DNA-binding transcription factor activity, RNA polymerase II-specific. Lineage: Eukaryota; Metazoa; Arthropoda; Insecta; Hymenoptera; Braconidae. Gene Ontology annotation, cellular component: nucleus. The record is from RefSeq and is a predicted model, not a curated record. The transcript is spliced from 7 exons. Gene Ontology annotation, biological process: regulation of transcription by RNA polymerase II.